UUCUUUUGGCUGCUCCUUCUCAUGAUUAAUUCAAUAUUGAUUAUAUUUUUUUAGCUCAUUACAAGUGUUGAAUCACAAAUAUUCAACACUUGCAUAUAUUUAGAUAAAGUUUAGUUCAUUCAUUCUCUAUUUUCUUUGAUGAAUGUGGUGCUAUUUGGAGAGACCAGUGAUAAGGAACACAUCAUAAUGAAAAUUUCAUAUGUUUGCCAUAAUGGAGUUGUAUUGUAUUGUAUGUAUUUGGUUUCGAUUCAUGUUAGGGUGAUUGGUGCAGGAUAAUUGGCCUUCUGUGAUGUUUGCAAUGGCAGGAGGGGUGGUACUUAGCCUUGGAAAUCUCUCAACUCAGUAUGCUUGGGCUUUUGUUGGCUUAUCAGUCAGAGAAGUGAUCACUGCAAGCAUAACAGUUGUUAUAGGAACAACCUUGAAUUACUUUUUAGACAAUAGAAUUAAUAGAGCUGAGAUCCUUUUCCCUGGUGUGUCUGCUUCUUGGUUGCAGUUUGCCUUGCUUCUACUGUCCACUCAUCUAAUGCAGCUGAUAAUAAAGAAAAGCUUGAAGGUUUUUAAUCUAAAGAGGGAAAUUGGGCUAAACCUUAUAUUAAAGAUGCUAAAGAAGUUUCCAGGUGCAUUUUUAUUUUAUUGUUUUUCUUUAUGAUUUUGUUGUAUAAGAAGUCAAAGUGUGAUUCAGUUUUUAUUCUUUAAUUUUUUUGGGGAUAUAUUGACAGAAUUUAGAGUUCUGGAAUCAAUUCUUCCUCACAUACUUUUUGAUCAUUGAGAAUGAUAUAUUUGUUAUCUUGAUACAUUUCACAAGCCUUGUUUUAAGUUUCAUGUUUUGUUGCUUCAGUCAUUGUUUUGCAUGGUAGUACAUCUUGCUAUACCCUGCUGUUUCGUCAAGUUUUAGAGUUAUUACAAAUUUAAUUUAAACUUUAUAUGCUUACAGGUGGAAACUAGCUUAAGUCUUAUGUUCUUAAUAAUAAAAGGACUUUUUUUUUACA
Humulus lupulus (European hop) is the source of this 989-nucleotide messenger RNA. RefSeq names its product ureide permease 1-like. The record is from RefSeq and is a predicted model, not a curated record. The transcript is spliced from 3 exons. Gene Ontology annotation, molecular function: uracil:monoatomic cation symporter activity; allantoin:proton symporter activity. Lineage: Eukaryota; Viridiplantae; Streptophyta; Magnoliopsida; Rosales; Cannabaceae. Gene Ontology annotation, biological process: nitrogen compound transport. The coding region runs from base 290 to 649 and encodes 119 amino acids. Gene Ontology annotation, cellular component: membrane.